Oryza brachyantha (malo sina) is the source of this 1169-nucleotide messenger RNA. Its product is annotated as ribosome-recycling factor. NCBI's taxonomy places the organism in Eukaryota, Viridiplantae, Streptophyta, Magnoliopsida, Poales, Poaceae. The record is from RefSeq and is a predicted model, not a curated record. Bases 164 to 946 code for a protein of 260 amino acids. Gene Ontology annotation, cellular component: mitochondrion. Gene Ontology annotation, biological process: translation. Gene Ontology annotation, molecular function: ribosomal large subunit binding. The transcript is spliced from 8 exons.
AGACGAACUAUCUGUCAAAGUCUACGGCCGCAAAAAAGGCGGAGCAAAACCCAUCAAAACCCUCGUUCGUCGCCGCCGCCGCCGCCGCCGCCGUAGCUCGCCGGCGAAGAAGCCCUGAAGACUUCGAUACGCACUAGUAGACGGAGCCCGAGCACCCUACCUCAUGGCGCUCUUCCUGCGUCGAGGCGCGGCCCUUGCUGCCCGCUCCAUCCGCGCCGCCGCCUCCUCCUCCGCUUCCACCUCCGUCCACCGCCUGCCGUCCGUCGGAUCCCUUGCCGGCGCGGGGGAGUUGGCCCCCACGAAGCUCUUCCUACUGGAGGCCCGGAGAGGCUUUGCGAAGGGGAAGAAAUCGAAGGAUGAUGGUCGAGGUGAUACCGUUCAAGACACCCCUGACAUUGGACCGACUGUCAAAUCGGCUGCGACACAGCAGAUGGAAGCAGCUGUUGUUGCGCUGUCACGAGAACUUAGUAAAUUACGAACAGGAAGAGCUUCCCCUGGUAUACUUGAUCACAUCAUGGUGGAGACUGCAGAUGUUAAGGUUGCGUUGAAUCACAUAGCUGUUGUUUCUGUCCUUGAUGCACAUACCCUGUCGGUGAUGCCUUACGAUCCGAGUUCAAUGAAGUCUAUCGAGCAUGCAAUUAUCUCAUCUCCAUUGGGCAUUAAUCCAACACCUGAUGGCAACAGGAUCAUUGCAAACAUCCCUCCGUUGACAAAGGAGAAUAUACAGGCACUGUGUAAGGUCGUCACUAAAUCUGCGGAGGAUUUCAAACAAAGUAUUAGACGAGCGCGCCAAAAGGCACUUGAUACGAUAAAGAAAUCUGCGUCUGGUAUGCCAAAGGAUGAUGUAAAACGGCUUGAGAAGGAGGUUGAAGAAUUGACCAAGAAGUUCAUAAAGUCAGCAGAUGAUAUGUGCAAGGCUAAGGAGAAGGAAAUCUCUGGAAACUGAGCAUAUUAAUCUGGCAGAAGCUUUUAGUUUGCCUUACACAACUUUGGUAACAAGGAGUUCACGGGCUGCAAUUUCUGCAGCAGCCGGGCGGAUAUUUUUUGUAUGUGCACGUUGUAACCAUGAUGCUAGAAAUUCGAAACAAUCUGAUGCCAAGGGCGAGCAAGGCCGUCAGUAAUUGUGACGAAGCAUUGAUUCUGUUGCAAGGCCGUCAGGAAUUCACGAA